AUGCUACAUCGACCUUGCUCACGCAACAUUGCCGUUUCCGAAACAUCUCUGGUAUCCGUGGUCAAGGCGGCCAUCGAGCUGAUAUCAGUAGACGCAAAAGCAGCCGAGUCUGGGGGUCUUGUCAUGGUAUUCGAGAUUGGCAACAGAAUAUUCCAAGCUGGCAUGCUCUUGCUCUACGCUCUUCGAAACCACGCUACAAAGUUACAGCGUGCCUCACUUGCAGAUAUUGCCACCACCUCGUUGAAUAAUCUCUCAGCACUUCUUAACAACCUCUCCAGCAGAUGGCCACCCCUAUCCGACACAGCAAGCUACAUCAACGAACUCAUCGACACGAACCUCCGCAACCCACUCGGACAUAACGGAAGUCACUACGACAUGCAAGUCCUCGAAGAACUCGACUGUCUAGUAACCCAGCGACGAAUCCACAGUAUCCGCCACCGAAACAUCCCCUUUCCGCCUCCAAAGAAGUCCACGCCUCCUGCCUCGGAACCAGAAAACCUGCUUCUCGCUCCCAUCUGGCGGCGGGCAAACCGCCUCUUCGUCUUCCUCGAACCUUACCGGAACAAGGGUUGA
Colletotrichum fioriniae is the source of this 573-nucleotide messenger RNA. Lineage: Eukaryota; Fungi; Ascomycota; Sordariomycetes; Glomerellales; Glomerellaceae. The record is from RefSeq and is a predicted model, not a curated record.